GGCUCCAGUGCGGGGCGGGCGCGCUGCGGCGGUCGCUGCUGCUGCUGCUUCCUCGGGCCAUUUUGCUCCGCGCGGAGCGACGAGAGGUGGAGAGCGGGGGCCAGAGGAGGCGCGGGCCGGAGAGGGCGGCGGGCGACGGGCUUUCCGCAUCCGCAGGGUCCGGAGGGCCGCAGCGAUCGCCGGCGAAGAGGGUCCGGGGCCCCUUCCCGGUCCCUGCACCAUGAGCUGGGGCACCGAGCUCUGGGAUCAGUUUGACAACUUAGAAAAACACACUCAGUGGGGAAUCGAUAUUCUUGAGAAAUACAUCAAGUUUGUGAAGGAGAGGACUGAGAUUGAGCUCAACUAUGCCAAGCAACUCAGGAACCUUUCGAAGAAAUACCAGCCCAAGAAGAACUCGAAGGAAGAAGAAGAAUACAAGUACACCGCAUGUAAAGCGUUUCUUUCCACCCUGAAUGAGAUGAAUGACUACGCGGGGCAGCACGAGGUCAUCUCCGAGAACAUGACAUCACAGAUCACGGUGGACCUGAUGCGCUACGUGCAGGAGCUGAAGCAGGAGCGGAAAUCGAACUUCCACGAUGGACGGAAGGCUCAGCAGCACAUAGAGACCUGCUGGAAGCAGCUGGAGUCGAGUAAGAGGCGGUUUGAACGGGACUGCAAGGAGGCCGACCGUGCCCAGCAGUACUUCGAGAAGAUGGACGCUGACAUCAAUGUGACCAAGGCCGACGUAGAGAAGGCACGGCAGCAAGCUCAGAUCCGUCACCAAAUGGCAGAGGACAGCAAAGCGGAUUACUCCUCCACCCUGCAGAGGUUCAACCAGGAGCAGUGGGAAUACUACCACACCCACAUCCCCAACAUCUUCCAGAAAAUCCAAGAGAUGGAGGAGAGGCGGAUUGUGCGCAUUGGAGAGUCCAUGAAGACCUACGCGGAGGUAGACAGGCAGGUGAUUCCCAUCAUCGGGAAAUGCCUAGACGGCAUCGUGAAGGCCGCUGAGUCUAUCAACCAGAAAAACGACUCCCAGCUGGUUGUAGAAGCCUAUAAGUCAGGAUUUGAGCCUCCUGGAGACAUUGAGUUUGAAGAUUACACACAGCCGAUGAAACGCACGGUGUCAGACAACAGCCUUUCCAGCGCCAAAGAAGGCAAGCCCGAGCUCAAGUUUGGCGGCAAGUCCAGAGGCAAGCUAUGGCCAUUCAUCAAGAAAAACAAGCUUAUGUCCCUUUUAACAUCCCCCCAUCAGCCUCCCCCUCCUCCCCCUGCCUCUGCCUCACCCUCUGCUGUUCCCAACGGCCCCCAGUCUCCCAAGCAGCAAAAGGAACCCCUCUCCCACCGCUUCAACGAGUUCAUGACCUCCAAACCCAAAAUCCACUGCUUCCGGAGCCUAAAGCGUGGGACUCAGUCUUUGUGUUAUCACAGAGAGCUCAUGAAGAGGACUCUAGGGAAACCCACGCAUGCCUUCGAGGCUAGGGACUAUGUUCUUUCUCUCAAGCUGGGUGCCACACCAGAAGACUUCAGCAACCUUCCACCCGAGCAGAGAAGGAAAAAGCUGCAACAGAAAGUUGAUGAUCUCAAUAAAGAGAUCCAAAAGGAGACAGAUCAGAGGGAUGCCAUCACCAAAAUGAAAGAUGUGUACCUAAAGAACCCUCAGAUGGGAGACCCGGCCAGCUUGGACCAUAAACUCACCGAAGUCACCCAGAACAUAGAAAAACUGCGGCUGGAGACGCAGAAGUUUGAGGCGUGGCUAGCUGAGGUGGAAGGCAGACUCCCAGCUCGGAGCGAGCAGGCCCGCCGGCAGAGUGGAAUGUAUGAUGGCCAGACACACCAGGCAGUCACCAACUGUGCCCAGGACCGGGAGAGCAGCCCAGAUGGUAGUUACACGGAGGAGCAAAGCCAGGAGCGCGAGCUCAAGGUGCUGGCUACGGAUUUUGAUGACGAAUUUGAUGACGAGGAGCCACUUCCUGCCAUCGGGACCUGCAAGGCGCUCUACACAUUUGAAGGCCAAAAUGAAGGCACCAUCUCCGUAACUGAAGGGGAGAUGCUGAGUGUGAUCGAAGAGGACAAGGGCGACGGGUGGACGCGCAUCCGCAGAAGCGAGGACGAGGAGGGCUACGUCCCCACUUCCUACGUCGAAGUCUAUUUAGACAAAAACGCCAAAGGUGCUAAGACGUAUAUUUAAUCCACUUAGAACAAAACAAAAACCCUGCAAAGCAUUGGAGUUGCCUCUCCCCACCACGGUGGCUGUUACAGGCCUUCAAGAGGCCAGCAGAGAGCAAGUGACGCAGACACUUGGGGACUGGGGGCAUCUCGUGCCCGAGUUCGCUUGUCCGACCUGGCAGUGUGCAGAGCUGCCACCGGCCAGCGUACAACUGUGUCCUCUGAAAUCUGAGCAGUGUUCCCAUCCCUUCCAACAAAAUGUGUAGAUUUUUAAAAGCUGUAUGGUGGUGGCUCAUGCCUGUGAUCCCAGCACUCAGGAGGCCGAGUCAGGAACAUCCCCGUGAGUUUCAGGCUAGCCUGGGCUACGGAGUAAGACUCAGUAAAAAUAAAUAAAUGAAAGUUACAUUUGUUACUUCAUCAGUGGAAGAAAAGUAAGCUGUCCCUGCCCUUGAGUGAAGCCUCUGACAUGUUCUGGGUGCCCACACUGGGUGUCCUAAAAGUUGCAGCUCAGGUCCCUGCAGUCAGCCUUUUAUUGUCGGGGUGUCUGGAACAACCAAAAGAGGUCCAGGAAAGUGUACUCCUCAAGCGAUUUAGUUUGACUUGUCAUUAUUAGAUGGAGUCUCCUGGCUCCGUCUGAUGGGCCUGGGCCGGUGACAGAGUGUCUUCUGGCUGUUGAGGCAAGCGCAGGCAGCAGGUGGGUAUCCCGACGCCCCUGCGGGCAAGAUGGUUCUAUUCCUGGUCGUGGCCGGAGCUGCCGCGAACAGAAGCCAGUGUGUCCGCUGCUGUGAGCAGUGGCCCCAACAUGACCCUUUUGGAGUGGAAGACUUUCUUUUUCUUUUUAAUCUUUGGAGUCCAUAAGACCCAGAGUUUGAAUUUGCUAGACCGUUUGGGGAUUUCUGGCACAUUUGAUCUGGCUAAGUACAGCCAGAAUAAAGUAAACGGGCUUAGAGUUUUGAAGGAAUCUGGGCCAUGUGGGAAUUUGCAUUUUUUAAGUCGGAGGGGAGAGUGUGACGCUGCUUUCACGCACGGGCAGCUGCCAAGCCCAGGACUGAACAGUGUCCGUCAUGACAGCCCACCUCAAGGCCACCACGAGCCAGCUGUAAAUGGGUCGGAAUGAGAAAGCAUCUGUCCCCAUAAAUCUUUUCUUUUCUGUUUUGGGGGUUUUGUUGUUUUGUUUUGUUACAGUGUUUCUGUGCUGGCCCUGGCUGUCCUGGAAUUCGAUCUGUGGGCCAGGCUGGCCUCGAACUCAGAGGGCCGCCUGCUUUUGCCUCUAGAGUGAUGGGAUUAAAAGCGUACAUCACCAUGCCCAGCUAUUUCAUGUGUGUGUGUGUGUGUGCAGUGUCUUGCUAUGUAACCAACACUAGCCUUAAACUCACAAUUCUCCCCUCUGGCCUCAUGAUUGCUGAGAAAUAUUUUGAGGUAGUGAUUGGCUCUUAGCAGUUACAAAGGUGGCACAAAGAGGUCCCCAUGCUCUUCCUGAGGCCCCAGCAGCCACACCCCAUAGUCUAGCUCAGUCUCCAAAAUCAGGAAGCUGACCGGGCCUACCUGUUGUUUUUUGUUUUGUUUUGUUUAAUGCACAUCAGUCUUGUAAUUCCUAUUUUCUUUGAGUAACUUUUGCUGUCACCAUGUAUUUAAAGUCAGCCAUUCUGAGACCCCUUCAGGGGCAGAUUUUCAGUCCCCCCUUCAAGUAUCAUGAACCUCUGAAGAAUGAAAAGGAGAAGAGUACAAACUAUGCAUGAGACCUGGUGGCCAGAAAGACUUGAAAUGUAAAGAUCUGCCCUCUUUAUCCUGUGCAGAACUCACCUGUAGGCUGUCAUUCUUCUUCCUUUUCUUUUGUUUUAUUUUGCCCUCUUUACCUCUAGGCUGUGAUUUCUUCCUCUUUUUUUUUUUUUUUUUUUUUUUGUGUGUGUGUGUGUGUGUGUGUGUGUUUGUUUUGUUUUGUCUUUUGAGACAGGGUUUCUCUGUGUAAUCCUGGAACUCUCUCCAUAUACCAGGCUGGUCUGGAACUCACAGAGUCCCACCUGCCUCUGCUCCAAGUGUUUGACUUUAAGUCCAGCACUCAAGAGACAGAGAUCUGUGUGUUCAAGGCCAGCCUGGUCUACAGAGUGAGUUCCUGGACAACUAGGACUACAUAGAAAGAUCCUAUCUUAAAAGCAAAAAACAUUGAAAAGUCUCAAAGAGAGAUCCAGUAGUGAGCUGGUGAACAGCCUCCCUGGGUGAAACAUAGGGGUUUCCCUCCGGUUUGUGCAGGUUGGGGUCAGGGAAAGGUCAGUUGCAAACUGGUCAUGGUUUUAAGUGUGUGUUAGUAAGCUGAAUACCUUAGGAUCCUAACAGAUGACCGCACCCAGCACUGACUAAACUGAAUGGUACUUUGUAGUUUCCAUCUCCUCAGUGGGGAAUGAUAAAAAUUUCUUCCAAAAGUUUGCUGUUUAAGAAGGGAGCUUGGAAGGUGUGGUUACGGGAAGAUGGCUCAGCAGGUAGAGACAUUUGUCCCCAAGCCUCAUGAAUGUGAGUGCUACCCCUGGGACUCCCAUGGUGGAAGGACCAACUCCCAGAAGUUGACCUCUGACCUUCAUACACCGUGGCACAUGUGCACACCUAUACAAAACACACACAGAUCAAUGUAAAACAAAAAACAAACCACUAGACAGUUGAUCGUGGUGGUAUUCACAUGUAAUCCCUGCGCUUGGGAGCCAGACACAGGUGGAUCUCUGUCAGUUCAAGGCUAGCCAGAUCUAUAUAGUGAGACCUUGUCUCAGAACAACGGAAGAGAAAUGAGAGAGCUGAGCUGUCUUAGCCUUCUCCUUUUAGCGGGAAAGUAUGCCUGAAGUUAACUGCCACCCCACCUAGCCUCUUCCAAACCCUGCCCUCCUGCCACCAACCCCCCGAGGCCUAGCUGCUGCUCUCUGACUCCCAUAAACUCAAAGCACCGCUUGGGUUUAAAAAUAAAUAAAUAAAUGGCGCCAGGGCACUUUCUCUGUGUGUGUGUUAUCUGUGAUGUGCUUAGCCGUUGCCAAAUCACUUAGAUUCCUCCGAGCCUUGUACAGCGGUGUCUCUUUUGACAACGCUUUGUUAAACAUGUCCAGAAUCCUGCCCCGCAGGGUAUAUUUGUAUAUAUUGCAAUUUGAAAACUAAAAGGAUGCCUUGAACAGUGUUGUUUUAGUCUUUACCUGUCGGUUUGAUUUGCCGUUCUCCUGCCUAACCGCCUUUUUUGUUUUUAUAACCGCUGGGGAGGCCCCUGGACUCUUGCACUGUAGCUAGGUCCCCGGCUGGCUGCGGCGCCCUUGAGUCUAUUGUAAACCCCUGGCCUGAGUAAGUUGUUUCAAUACAGCCAUCACGGUUGCUUCUUUCUGCUCUUCUCCUAAGAGAAAAGAACCUGCCUGUCAUCCUCCAGUUGUGCCCUCGUAUCUGCUCUCUCUAAUAAAUGUUACUAUUUUUCUCAAUGUA
This is a messenger RNA of Meriones unguiculatus (Mongolian gerbil), 5595 nucleotides long. It is a transcript of the gene Fnbp1, whose product is annotated as formin binding protein 1. NCBI's taxonomy places the organism in Eukaryota, Metazoa, Chordata, Mammalia, Rodentia, Muridae. Gene Ontology annotation, molecular function: protein binding. Gene Ontology annotation, biological process: endocytosis; signal transduction. The transcript has 17 exons. Bases 221 to 2170 code for a protein of 649 amino acids. The record is from RefSeq and is a predicted model, not a curated record.